This is a messenger RNA of Suillus subaureus, 1861 nucleotides long. RefSeq lists its product as uncharacterized. NCBI's taxonomy places the organism in Eukaryota, Fungi, Basidiomycota, Agaricomycetes, Boletales, Suillaceae. The record is from RefSeq and is a predicted model, not a curated record. The coding region runs from base 1 to 1374 and encodes 457 amino acids. The transcript has 6 exons.
AUGAACUUAACUGCAUUCUCUGGUCCAUCUUUGCAGGCAGCAUAUCUUCGCACUCUUCCCGCCAUUAGAGAACGAUGCUCAAAUGUACAUGCCAUGGCGCAACAGGGAAAGCUGGAGUAUUUUGAUUAUUGCCCGGAUCAUGAAUCGUCCGUUGUGAAUUACUGCCUCGAAAUCAUGAAGAGGGACUUUCCCGCAGCUGAUGGCGGUGUUGACUUUGCAUCUAUCCCACCGCAUGGGAGAUGGAGGCAUCUAGAUGCGGGAAAAUCGCGUAUAGCGCCUUUGAUGGCGAAAUGGGAUGAAGAACGAAGGUCGCCAGUCAGCGAGAAAGAAAAAUGCAAAAGGUUGAUUGAUUUAUUCCUUGUUUCUGUCCUACUGGAUGCUGGGGCUGGCAACAAAUGGUCAUAUAACGAGUCAGAUGGGGAAAGUUACAGUCGUUCGGAAGGGCUCGCGGUUGCAACUGUACAUAUGUUUGACCAAGGUCUUUUUUCGGGAUCUCCUGCAGCUCAGCCCCAUCGCGUCGAUGGUAAGGGGGAUAUCUUCCGUGUGUGGAGUUAUCAUCUGAUUUUCCUACUUCAAGCGCAGGGAUUGUCUCAGAUAAAUGAAUCAAGAAUUGCCACCGCUAUGCAAGUUAGCGAUGCCAAUCCGAUGGUUGGUCUGUCUGGCCGAACUUCGCUCCUGGUCAAUCUCAAGACCGCAUUGGAGUCUAACCCUCGCUUGUUCGGUUCUGAUGCUAGACCAGGAAAUAUCAUUGACUUCCUGGAAUCUGAAUCGAAGCUCGAUGGUUCAUCCCUGCGUGUCCAUGUCUCAUCGCUGUGGGGAGUUUUACUUGAGGGUUUAGCUCUGAUUUGGCCUGCAAGAUAUUCCAUCGGUGGAGUACAGCUCGGAGAUGCGUGGCCGUGUUCUGUGCUCGCCACGGUUGGACAAGCUGAGGGAGACGACUUCGUACCGUUCCACAAACUAACGGGAUGGAUCACAUACAGCUUGAUUGAGCCUAUGGAAAAGAUUCUCAAGUGGAAAUUUGACGGCAUCGAGGACAUGACUGGUCUUCCGGAAUAUAGAAACGGAGGUUUGCUGAUCGACUUUGGCGUUCUUACCCUCAAACCAGGCCUUCAGGCGCUCGCAAACACUAGCGGUAUUCCAUGUCUUCCACCAUCACACAGUGCUGUAGUUGAAUGGCGGGCAAUGACGGUGAUUGAACUGGAUCGCAUCGCCGACGGGAUCCGACGUCAAGCUGGUGUGAACUCUUGUGAUCUAACCCUUGCCCAAGUCCUAGAAAGCGCAACGUGGAAAGGAGGGAGAGAAAUUGCCAAGCAGCUCCGGCCCUUGACCGGCGGACCACCCAUCGAGAUAGAGAGCGACGGGACUGUUUUUUGAGGCUGUGGCAUUCUUCCGGAAAGCAUCAAAGCAUAUAUGUAUAACUGUAGUUCAACAUUGGAAGUACCCUGGUGACCAGGAAAGCAAUCAGGUUCAUGUACGUUUCAAUUCCCUAGCUAGGCGCCAGCACAGGACAAAAGCUACGGCCGCGGCCACGCCUCCCAACCUGAUUUAGUUGUGGUCAGCUGCUUCACUGGCGUGCAUGACGCCAUUGGCACCCACCGAAAGAUUAUUGCGAUUGAAUUGGGACCUGUUUUUACAGAGGGAUCUUUGUCUGGGUUUAAAAUCUGUCGCAUGACAUCUCCUGACGUAGCGAUUGUACUAUCGACAGGUAUAGCAUUUCCCGGAUGAUGACCGUGUAGGACAGAUUUCUGGGGAUCAAAUAUUGCAAAGAUGAUCGACGACAAGCCAGUGACGAGAAAUUGGGGUACGACGAUGAACAUAUUAUGAAUGCCCUAGUAACGUUGAUUAGAUCUGACAGGAACAA